Messenger RNA from Pseudomassariella vexata, 1065 nucleotides. Its product is annotated as ribosomal protein S17-domain-containing protein. Gene Ontology annotation, biological process: translation. Gene Ontology annotation, cellular component: cytosolic small ribosomal subunit; ribosome. Gene Ontology annotation, molecular function: structural constituent of ribosome. Lineage: Eukaryota; Fungi; Ascomycota; Sordariomycetes; Amphisphaeriales; Pseudomassariaceae. The transcript is spliced from 4 exons. The coding region runs from base 104 to 589 and encodes 161 amino acids. The record is from RefSeq and is a predicted model, not a curated record.
AAAAAAUUGCAAGGUGCAGGUAAUUCGUCGCGACCUCAACACCAAUCUUCAACAUCACCACCACGCCCGCCAUCGACUCGCGAUCUCGACAACAACCGUCACGAUGGCUACGGAGCUCACUGUUCAAAGCGAAAGGGCUUUCCAGAAGCAACCGCAUAUCUUCCAGAACUCCAAGGUCAAGGUCAAGACCUCGAGACCCGGGAAGGCUGGCCGAAGAUGGUACAAGGACGUCGGUCUGGGCUUCAAGACCCCCAAGACUGCGAUUGAGGGAGAGUACAUCGACAAGAAAUGCCCCUUCACCGGCCAGGUCUCUAUUCGAGGACGCAUCCUCACAGGAAAGGUCAUGAGCACGAAGAUGCACCGCACUCUCAUCAUCCGCCGCGAGUACCUCCACUACAUCCCCAAGUAUGCCCGUUACGAGAAGCGUCACAAGAACUUGGCCGCCCACGUCUCGCCCGCUUUCCGUGUUCAGGAGGGUGAUCAGGUCACCGUUGGACAAUGCCGACCUCUGAGCAAGACCGUCCGAUUCAACGUCCUUCGCGUCCUGCCCCGAACUGGAAAGGGAGUCAAGAAGUUCUCCAAGUUCUAGAUGGGUUCUUUCGUGGGCAUCACUGGCGUCGUUUGCAUGAGGGCUCUUCAUGUUCUGAAAUUCUAGGAACAGGGUCGGUUCAUAGGUCGCUGCUAUAUCACAAAAGAUGAUUCUCUGGCAGUACUGAGAAUGAAAUGAAUUCACGGACAACUAAUACCAUGCUCUUGGACGACUUCGACAUGUGACGGUUGUGGAUGAUAUGUGCAGGAAUGGACUAUGGUCUAUGAUUCGGAUAGAUGGAAACUGAUUUGCGACAUGCAAAUUCUGGCAUUGGCGCGCAGGUUAGUUGCCGACACUCGCAGCAUGAGGCAUUGGCACAGGUCUGGCCAUUGUUUGAUGUCGGAGGAUUGAGCCCAGGCCAUUAUAUCGUGUGGGCAUGCGUCCACUUUGAUUAGACUAGCCGAAAGUGGUCGUCUUGGAUGAUAAAACUAACUAAAUCCGAAGGGGCUUCAUUCUCGUUCAAAUUUCGUAUGUGC